This is a messenger RNA of Engraulis encrasicolus (European anchovy), 1950 nucleotides long. RefSeq names its product prostate transmembrane protein, androgen induced 1 (gene pmepa1). The coding region runs from base 284 to 1195 and encodes 303 amino acids. Gene Ontology annotation, cellular component: Golgi membrane; early endosome membrane. The transcript is spliced from 4 exons. Gene Ontology annotation, molecular function: R-SMAD binding. Gene Ontology annotation, biological process: negative regulation of transforming growth factor beta receptor signaling pathway. The record is from RefSeq and is a predicted model, not a curated record. NCBI's taxonomy places the organism in Eukaryota, Metazoa, Chordata, Actinopteri, Clupeiformes, Engraulidae.
CCCAGUCGCAGUAACCCGACGGCUAGACAGACAGAAUUUAGCACAAGCUGCCUGCAGAGAAACAACGCCGUACUCGAGUACCGAGGGCCAACAGCGGCCCGGGGUUAGGUAGGAAAGUCAAAGUAAAUAAAUGUUAUUCUCAGACUUUUGAUUUUUUUUUCUCGUAACGGUAAAGACAUCGACGGCGACCUCUACUCAUGAGCUCUUUCUACUGGAACAUUAGUUUACGUUAACUACACAAGUUGUUUAACGUUACUUCCAAACGCCAGAUUUACAGAUUUAAAUGUUUAACUCUAUGGGUCUGAUUAACGAGACAACGGGCAUCCAGACAAAUGUGUCCUGUUCCUGUAACUGCAAGCACUCGACUUCUUCCCAGAGCACGGAGAUCAGCCAGCUGGAGUUUGUGCAGAUCGUGGUGAUCGUGGUGGUGAUGAUGGUGAUGGUGGUGGUCAUCACCUGCCUGCUGAACCACUACAGACUGUCUGCCUACUCGCUACUCAGCCGGCACGGCACCGCGCGCAGGCCACACCUGCCCUUCACCUCUGACACAAGUUUGUGGCCGUCUGAAGGUGUAGGUCCCUCUAGUGGCGCAGGCGAGCAGGUGAGCAGCUCUCGUCCACCAGAUCUAAUGAACUCUCGCAGCAUGGGCGGAGGAGUAGGAGUAGGAGUAGGAGUGGGGGGAGUUGGAGGUGGGAGCCGCUUCCAGCCCACCUGGCCGUACCUGCAGCACUCCAUCAUCGAGCUGCCGCCCACCAUCUCCCUGUCGGACGGCGAGGAGCCGCCCCCCUACCAGGGCCCGUGCACCCUGCAGCUCCGCGACCCCGAGCAGCAGCUGGAGCUCAACCGAGAGUCGGUGCGCGCCCCGCCCAACCGCACCAUCUACGACGGACCGCUCAUCGGGCCGCCCUGCCCCCCUUCCACCUACAGCGGCAGUGGCGGAGGAGGCUCCGUGCCCGGCGGAAGUUACCCAGGACAGCCGCGACAAGAGGGCGCCCCCCCUACCUACAGUGAGGCGGUGGGACAGUAUUACCACCACCAUCACCACCACCAUCACCAGCAGCCCUCACCGCCCAGGGGGGGAGGCGGGGGCGUAGGGGAGGGCCCGAGGGGUCCCCCGAACCCCACACCCCUCAUCCAGGCCCUGGAGAACAGGAACGCACGCAACAAGGAGAAGCAGAAGGGCCAUCAGGUGUGAGAGACACGCGCUGGGGUGGGAGGGUGGCGGCCGGGGAGGUCUGAGGCUGAGGCUGAGGCUGUUGUGUGUGCGUGCAUGUGUGUGCGUGUGUGUGUGUGAUGGGGAGGUUAAGUUCCCUCCUCUCCUCCUCCUCCUCCUCCUCCUCCUCCUCCACCACCACCCUUGUGGGAUGAACUGAAGAGGAGGGUUCAGCAGGAGGGCCAAGAGGAGGAAGAGGAGGAGGUGUUACGUUGCGUCUUCAUCUUGCCAGCGUUUCCCCUCCCCAGUGAAGCCUGUGGCUCUCUAGAACAAUCUAGAACUGUUAGUCUGGCCCUUCGUUUGGUCUGCUUCAUAUCAUUACCACGUGGAUUCACCUUUUGAAAAAAAAAAAUCACAAGGUGGUUCCUCUCAAGCAUUUUUUUUUUCUUUUUCUUGUUCUUUUUUACUUUUUGCAUUAUCCAGAACCACAGAGGCGAGAUGGUAUUCCAUAAUCUGUGUUUUUUUAUUUAUUUCUAUUUUUUUGUUUAAUCAUUCUCAUUUGGGAGUUAAAAAAACAUCUUUCUGUUUAAAAGGCGUUCUUUUUUUUACCAUGUGUAAGGUAGAUGCCUCUCGGUUUCAGCUUGUUAAGUUUUUGAUUGACAGCUAGGGUGGGAGCCAUGUUGUUUUUCAUCAGCUUAGUUAUCAGCACCCUCCCCGCUGAUUGGCUGAAAACACCACUGAGGAGGGGUGGCCUACAAGGAGCUGGCCAAUUAGCUUCCAGAAAAGAAAAACAUUUG